Messenger RNA from Fusarium verticillioides 7600, 4082 nucleotides. RefSeq lists its product as hypothetical. NCBI's taxonomy places the organism in Eukaryota, Fungi, Ascomycota, Sordariomycetes, Hypocreales, Nectriaceae. The coding region runs from base 1873 to 3171 and encodes 432 amino acids. The transcript has 2 exons. The record is from RefSeq and is a predicted model, not a curated record.
AUUGCUUCAAGAUACGAACCAGGCGUCGUGCUUUGUGUCACUUUUCUCCGUAUCCCCCUUCAUAAAAUACAUGACACCAAAUAAAACAUCGCCAGGUUCCCAACUGACCCCUCAUUGAUGAUCUGGUGAAUCUCUGCUGUUAUUCCCUUCUUCGCCGUUGUCGAAAGAUUUCGACGCCAUCUUGCUUGACCAUUGCGUCCUUCUACCACCUCCAUCUGCGUUCGAGAGCCUGACUUUUGAUUGAUACCUGCAACCGGAACUGCGGCUAUCUGUGAUUGCUCGCUGUCACUCCUGUACUGUACUAUCGCUACCGCCGGCACCAACGCCUCUCCCUCGUCACAUCUACAGUCGGUUGUGAGGAUCGCUUCAUUCGCUGAUCCAUUGCAUUUGGCCCACGGUCUUGCAUAUUUAUUUACGUUGCUGGCUAGCCGCUUGAACUGCCUGCACCGUCAGUACUUACAGGCCUAGUCACACAGUCAGCCUUAGCAUCUAUAUCGACAAGAGAGGAUCUUUAUUCGAUUUGUAUUUGGGAUCUAGGUGUAUUUGGAUUUCCCUCGCUAUAUACCAGACUCGACUGGCACCCGACAGUCAUCAGGAACAUCCAUCCAUCCAUACCCCCACCUCCAGAAGGACAGUCGCCAACAGGUUGCGCUACUGUACCUCUCCAAUCGACAGGACUCGACGGAAUAAGCAAUUCUGUGCAGGUGGUCGUCUCCCACUACGACGACCAACUACUAAAUUACUACGACCAACUGAAGUUGGGAACCAACUAAAACCAACUUGGUUGAGCGAAACCAGGCGAAACACGGGCCUGCCGGGCUGGAGCCAACAUCCCAACCCACCCCGUACCGAAUUUGAUAAAUCAAGUUGCGAGUCGAUCGACCGAGGCCACUCUUGACGCCCCUGGCUUUGUCUUCCACUCACUCCUUCGACUUACUAGUUGGUACUUACCUAUUCAUUUACUCGCAACUGUACUCCGUAACUGCAACUGUAACGAGGAGAGGAAAAUAACAAUCGGGUUAUCUCUUCCUCUACCUAUCCUCCUUCUUGGUUCGUCAUCUUCGUUCUUCUUUUCUUUUUCUUUCCUCUUUCUUUUUUUUCCCUUCUGAAUCCCCCAUCCUCCCCCCCUCUCUCUCUACCUCCCGUCUCGCAUACAGAACAAGGGAAAACAAAUUGGAUCUGGCUUCAUUUGCUGCUUGCUCUGCUCUGUCACAUCUCGCACAGAGCUGACCGCCCGCUUUGAGCUUGGACCCAAGUCAGAGCGCGCAGGGCAAAAAGAAGAGCGAGCCGUCGUCGAACCAUCCACUACCAACGGACCAACCAGCUUCUAUAUCUGGUCUCUGUCGCCUGAGCUGAGCUAUCGAUCAGUACAUACAUAAUAUUGUUCCUUCCUUCCAGCCCAUCUCAGCCCCAGCCCGGCCUCCCUUUGUGUGGUGCUGGUUCCAAUUAGUUCUCGACGUUCUUCUUUCUGGCUUUCUUGCCCGUCACUCCCGCGACAAGACUCGCCCCAAGUCAAAUCGAAUCGUGUGCUGACUCGAGUCGGCCACGUUCACGAUCGUUUCCAUUCCUGUCUAACUUUACAUUUACGGUCGUCUCCGACCGAUUCGUUUCGAUCCGUUUUUUGGGCUUUGUCUCUGCUGUACUCGCUAGUCAAUACAAGAAAGGAAACCUCUAGCUAACUCGCGAGAACCCAGACCCAGAAAAACCCAGGUACUCGGCUCACUCUGGCUCGCUGACUGGCCUGGCCUGGUCUACCUAUUCCCUCCUGCUUCUCCUUGCAGCUGUCCCCGUCCCCGUUCUUGUUCUUGUCUCCUUUCAACACGAACCACCUGUCGCCAUUUCCCACAACCCUGCACUCGCACUCUUUUCAUUAUGAGUGCUGCAAUUGCAAUGGCUCCCUCUCCCGCUCCUCACGAAAGGUUCUCCAACCCCGAACUACCCGCUCCCUCUACUUCGGCUGCCACCGUUGGAACUUCCCCCUCCGCACAACGGUCUUCUCUCAACCUUUCGACAUCGCAUGCGACAACCCAAUCCUCCAGCAGCAGCAGCCCGAAAGCUGCGGGCCAGGGUGCCAAAUCAUCACCCUCCAGCGCUUCACGAUCGGCCGGCGCGCCCCCUAAAAUCUUCGUCAAGAAGGAGCCCGGCUCUCCCAGCAUGACCCAUACACGACCACGACCACGCAAACUUGACCUUUCUAAGAAUACGCCCAAAUCUAACCAACCAACUUCGGCACGACCCAUGACUGCCCGUGACGGCCUUGCUAUCCAAGAAGUCGGUAUCGCCUGCCUGUCUCCUGGCUUUGUCACCCAAGACCCUGUUAUGAAGGAGCAGCUGCAGCGAAGCAUGUCAGUUCGAGAGCAACAACGACACAUUAUCGAAGCUAGACUUCACCAGCAGUCUGCCAAAGGGGACGGUCCCGAUAAAGAUCCCGUGUCGCAGUUCGCCGCCAAGACCCCCGGCAUGUCGAGAAGAAAUAAGGCCCCUGGCCUCUCCAUCGUUGCGCCCUCCCACGAGCAAUUUGCCAAUGAGAGAGUUAUCCAGUCUGCCCCUCUGGGCCACAGCUUUACAGGACGUCAACAUCCUGCUCCCAUGACCCGUCACAUCACCAACCAGCCAUCCAACCUUUCGAGUACUUCUCAUAUCCACCACAUUCCUGCCACUCAAACGGCCAACCGACUACCGCCUAUCAGCGAUGUAUUUGGCCAAGGCCUGUCAGCGCAUCCCGAUAAUGCUCCUCAGCCUCAGUCUCUCUACCCUAGUGGUCCAAGCUCUCGUGGGCCGAUGACAUCUCCUGGCCACCCUCCACCUCCCCAGGCCCCUACGCCCGGACGAGGUCGUGAGUACAGAUCCGCUGAGGAAGCGCAACAGGAGCUUGCUGGUGGGCGGCCGGAACUCCUGCCUAAGCUUGUUCACUAUGGUGGACACCAGCCCCCGACACCCCCUUCCCCAGCUCCCGGCAGUCGACCUGUGGAUGCCUCACGAAGCGCUAGCAUCAACAGGCGAAGGACGCGCGCUGAAUAUGAGGACGGCAGCCCACCAUUGGGCCAUGGACCUGCUCCUACUCGUCGUGGGCCCUUUGGUGCUGGACGAGAUAGCCCAGAAACCCAGCGAGCCAAGAAGGAAGAGUUUAUUCGAUUAUGCGAACGCGCGUGGGAUCUAUUUCACUCGUAAGGCCUCAAAAGACAAUAAUCAACAAUAGUCCUUACUGCAACGGCCAGCUCGCUUUGGUCAUUUUCUCAGCCUAAUAAUCCAGGUGUUAUUUCUGUUUAUUACUUGAACCAUCUUACUGUGUGGCAUACGUCCGGAUCGGUUUUAAAAGGUUGGAUGAUAUGGCGGUUCGCGGAACUCGAGGUCCAUCGGGUGGACAUAAUGUUUUUCGACAUCUUGACGACGCUAUGAAUACUGUGCGUCAAUAUUCCGAAUGUUCAGAGGCAACAAACCUACAUCAACAAUCUACUCGUUCAUUCAAAGCACCAUCCACUUAUCGAUUGACUGAUUUGUAGUGGUUGUUGAUCAUGGGGCUCUGCUAUUUCUUGAAGUAAUCGCAAUGGAUGCUUCGCAACAUCGGGACGGGCACAAGGCAGACAUCCGGCCGUGGCUCUUUAUUUUUAUUUUAUAUUUUUAUCUAUUCUCGUCUUGUAUUUGGUUAUUGGAAACGGCUUGGUCUGGUGGGCUGCCAGAUCCCGGGUAUGAGCAAGAUGAAGGGGGUUUGAUUUAUGUUUUUCUUGUUCUUGUUCUUCUUCUUCUUCUUGCAUCCUUGUGUCGUUUUUGGCCAGGAAUUGGCCCGGAUUUGCUUGGAUCUAUUAUUGGCGAUGGUUUUUGUAGACCUCGCGUGGUGUACUGGACGGGCUUGGAAAUAGGAUGGAAUUUCAAACAGGAUUGACAUAACUAUUAAAGCGAUACCUGGCUCGCAAGUCUCUGUAGUUUCCUUAGUGACAUAGAUAAUAUUGAACAGACAGACGUAGAGCCUCUGCAAAGGAACCCUCUUGUUCUAGUCAUUUCCUUGGUUAUAUCCGGCCCAUCAAGGACUGACUACAUUUUGCUGGGUGUUGUCUUGGGAAACCCAAACUUUGAGAUGCCAU